This is a messenger RNA of Centropristis striata (black sea bass), 1916 nucleotides long. Its product is annotated as glutaryl-CoA dehydrogenase, mitochondrial-like. The record is from RefSeq and is a predicted model, not a curated record. Gene Ontology annotation, biological process: fatty acid beta-oxidation using acyl-CoA dehydrogenase; fatty-acyl-CoA biosynthetic process. Lineage: Eukaryota; Metazoa; Chordata; Actinopteri; Perciformes; Serranidae. Gene Ontology annotation, cellular component: mitochondrial inner membrane. Bases 166 to 1488 code for a protein of 440 amino acids. Gene Ontology annotation, molecular function: fatty-acyl-CoA binding; glutaryl-CoA dehydrogenase activity; flavin adenine dinucleotide binding. The transcript is spliced from 12 exons.
CACUGGUACACGGUUCAGUUAUGACGCCCCACUCAACAUGGCACGUCCAGCUUGGCGUGCUUUACGUGAUGACGUCAGCUGUGUUUUGACUUCAGUGUCACUGCGUCUUCAAACUGAGAAUCAGUAAAAGGGAUUGUUGUCCAGCUAAACAGACUCACCUUCAUCAUGGCAUUGAGAAGCGCUGUGUGUCGUCUCUUGGUCAACCCUCACAGAUGUGCCAUCAUCUCAGCUUCAAGAGCACAGGGAACUGCAGCAGAGGCCAGAUAUGAUGCAGCGAAGACUGAGCAGAAGCCCAAAGCACCUAAAGUCCAGUUCAACUGGCGUGAUGCCCUGGACCUGGAGGGCUUGCUGACAGAGGAGGAGAUCAUGAUCAGGGACUCCUUCAGGACCUACUGCCAAGAGAAACUCAUGCCUCGCAUCCUAAUGGCAAACAGAAAUGAAGUUUUCCACAGAGAAAUCGUGUCAGAGAUGGGAGAGAUGGGGGUCCUGGGCCCGACUAUUAAAGGUUAUGGCUGUGCUGGGACAAGCUAUGUGGCCUACGGGUUGAUCGCCAGAGAAGUUGAGAGAGUGGACAGUGGCUAUCGCUCAGUCAUGAGUGUGCAGUCCUCACUGGUCAUGCACCCCAUUAAUGCCUACGGCACAGAGGAGCAGAAACAGAAGUACCUCCCCAGGCUGGCUCGUGGAGAGAUUCUCGGCUGCUUUGGCUUGACGGAGCCCAACCAUGGCAGUGACCCAGGCGGCAUGGAAACCAGAGCCAAGUUCAACCCAUCCAGUCGCACCUACACCCUCACUGGCUCAAAGACCUGGAUCACCAACUCUCCAGUGGCAGAUGUUGCUGUGGUCUGGGCUAAAUGUGACGAUGGGAAGGUCCGUGGCUUCAUCCUGGAGCGUGGCAUGAAGGGCCUGUCAACACCUAAGAUUGAGGGGAAGUUCUCUCUGAGAGCCUCGGCCACCGGUAUGAUCGUCAUGGACGACGUGGAGGUUCCUGAGGAGAACCUGCUGCCUAAAGUUUCCGGCCUCGGGGGUCCUUUCGGCUGCUUGAACAAUGCUCGUUAUGGUAUUGCAUGGGGCUCUCUGGGUGCUGCAGAGUUCUGUUUCCAUGCAGCUCGACAGUACACACUCGACAGGAUCCAGUUUGGCGUGCCACUUGCAAGGAAUCAGCUGAUGCAGAAGAAAAUGGCCGACAUGCUGACAGAGAUCACCCUCGGCCUGCAGUCCUGUGUGCAGCUGGGAAGACUAAUCGAUGCUAAAAGAGCAGCCCCAGAGAUGAUCUCCAUGCUGAAGAGGAACAACUGUGGUAAAUCCCUUGACAUCGCCAGGCAGGCCAGAGACAUGCUGGGAGGAAACGGCAUCGCAGACGAGUACCACGUCAUCCGCCACAUGAUGAACCUGGAGUCUGUCAACACAUACGAAGGUACACAUGAUAUCCACGCCCUGAUCCUGGGCAGAGCCAUCACAGGACUGCAGUCCUUCACUGUGGACAAAUAGAUCCAACCUCCCACUGCAGGAGCCUGCUGUCACACAUGGAGCUCACAUGGCAACUCUGCAGCAGUUAUGAGAUGAUUGUGAUGAAUUGUCACGUGUAUAGAGUAGGGUUGUCACGAUACUAAAAUUUUCAACUCGAUACCGAAACUGGAUACCAUUUUCGAUACCACAAGGAUAAAAACAAAGACCCCAAAAUUGAACAGAAAUAGUUUUAUUAACAAGUAAAAUGCAACAUGUAAAAAUUAACAGAACCACAGGUUAAAUAGUUAUAAUAAAAAAACAGUUGUGCAAAAAAGAAACUGCAACUAUGAUAACAAGAUUCAGGUACUCGAUACUUUUGAAAAUUAGUAUCGUAUCCGGAUAUACAUACACUUUUUUGAGUAUCGAUACUUUUGACAACCCUAGUAUAGAGACAUGUUUGUUCUCAUAUA